Gossypium raimondii (Peruvian cotton) is the source of this 1213-nucleotide messenger RNA. Its product is annotated as isopentenyl-diphosphate Delta-isomerase I. The transcript has 6 exons. Gene Ontology annotation, molecular function: isopentenyl-diphosphate delta-isomerase activity. The record is from RefSeq and is a predicted model, not a curated record. Gene Ontology annotation, biological process: isoprenoid biosynthetic process; isopentenyl diphosphate biosynthetic process. The coding region runs from base 73 to 978 and encodes 301 amino acids. Gene Ontology annotation, cellular component: cytoplasm. Lineage: Eukaryota; Viridiplantae; Streptophyta; Magnoliopsida; Malvales; Malvaceae.
GACAUUAAACAACAAUGUGGCCGAUUCCAUUGACAGAGUAGAGCAUAUGCAGAGAGCAGCACUGACCAACAAAUGCUUAUGCUUUUAAAUACUCCAUACGCUCUCUCCCUUUCUCGCUCAUUAGCUUCUUCCUCUUUCCCUUCUCCUCCCACGCGCCGCCUUCUUUCCAUUUCUUCCACUUUUGCCCUUCCUUCCCCUCGAUUCCCCCAUUCCUCCCUCGUUUCCUCGAGGGUAUCCCCGUCUUUUCGCACCCAAGCUUCAGCCGCCACCGCGACCAUGGGUGACGCUCCCGACGUUGGUAUGGACGCUGUCCAAAGACGCCUCAUGUUUGAGGAUGAAUGUAUUUUAGUGGACGAGAGUGAUAAUGUUGUUGGCCAUGAAUCGAAGUACAACUGUCAUUUGUGGGAAAAGAUUCUAACUGGAAAGAUGCUGCAUAGAGCAUUCAGUGUAUUUUUGUUUAACACAAAAUAUGAGUUGCUCCUUCAGCAACGAUCUGCAACAAAGGUAACAUUCCCUCUUGUCUGGACAAACACCUGUUGCAGCCAUCCUUUAUAUCGUGAAUCUGAGCUUAUUUCGGAGAAUCAUCUUGGGGUGAGGAAUGCUGCCCAAAGGAAGCUUUUGGAUGAGCUCGGUAUUCCUGCUGAAGAUGUUCCUGUUGAUCAGUUCGUCCCACUGAGCCGCAUGCUAUACAAGGCACCUUCCGACGGCAAGUGGGGCGAGCAUGAACUUGAUUACCUCCUAUUCAUUGUCCGAGAUGUUAACGUUCAUCCAAACCCUGAUGAGGUAGCAGAGGCUAAAUACGUGAACCGUGACCAACUGAAGGAGUUACUGCGUAAAGCUGAUGCUGGUGAAGACGGUUUGAAACUGUCACCAUGGUUCAGACUCGUCGUGGAUAAUUUCUUGUUCAAGUGGUGGGAUCAUGUCGAGAAAGGGACCCUUAAGGAAGUAAGUGACAUGGAAACCAUUCAUAAGCUGUGAUUUAAGAUUUUAGAAGCAAAAAGGACAUGAAACAAAGUUUGUCAAUGGGUACUUCCAGAAAGAAAAAGGAAAGGUUUUAAUUCCAAUAAAUUGCAGGUUUGAAAUAGUUCUUAAACAUGCUGGUUUCUUAAUGUUUGUAAGAUCGUGUUGCUGCUAAAUUUUGACUUAAAUGUUGCAAACUAUAAGGGCAUGUAUUUUAGAUUUGAGUUCAAUAAAAUAAAAGGUUAUUUCUUUA